AUGAAUGGAAUUGAAGAAAGUCCUAAUGGAACUAAAAAAGAAGCAGCAAUGUAAUUAUAAAUCAGAUCAAUAGAUAAGCUCAAAAAACAAAACCAGACUUUAAGAAACAACCUUAAAAAUCUAUACUGAUUUAUUCUGACUAAAAUCACUGCAUAAAUUUUUUUAAUCUCUAAUAUACAAUAUGAGCUAAUUAUUUUUAAUCAAAAAAAGUAGAAUAAGUCAAGCACUUGACGAAGCUCUUGAUAAACAAGCCAAAACUAACAACCCCAAAGAAAAUCCAGAAGUCGCUGAAUUUUCUGAAAAUCCAGAAGACAAAGGUGUGUCCCUUGCAAGAAUCAAAAAAUACAAAAAUCAGAUUUUCAGCAUGAAAAAAGAGCUAGAAGGCAACAACGAAAUGAGAAUCGCCGACCUGGAGAACCAAGUCUCCUACCUAAAAAAUAAAAUCCAAGAAUACGAAGACGAAAACGCUGCUCUGCUGAAAAUCGAGCAAGAACAAAGCGAAGCUGCCUCAUCCAAUCUAAACACGCUUCAAAUAAACUCAGCAAAAGUCGAUUCUUUAAAAGAAGAGCUAAAAUCCUUAAAAGAAACACACAAAGAUCUCCUUUUAAAACAAAAACAAGGCGAAAAAACUCUUAUCCCCCCCCUCCGUGAGUGAACAAAAAAAUUUUGUUCACUCACGGAGGGGAAAAUUUAUAUAUAAAUUUUAUAAAAAAUAUUAUUUUUCAAAAUUUAAAAAAAUCCUAAUUCGCAAAAAUUUGAAAGCAAAUAUAUUAAUUUAAUUUAUAAAAUUUAUGUUUUAAAACGCAAUUUGUUUAAAAUUAAGCAGAAUUAGCUCUAGAUUUCAUUAUGCUAAUUAUCACUUAUAUAUCAAAUUUUUUUUCUAUUAAAAAAAAUUUUGUUCACUCACGGAGGGUGGGUUUUUGGGCAAAAAAUAGCAAUUUUUCUAAUGGUUUUGUUCACUCACGGAGGGGGGGGGGAGUUAAGGAUUUCCACGAAAAAUAUGUGAAUUUAGAAGAAUUUUGCAGAAAAACAAAAGCAUUGAUAAGGCAAAGGAAAUUAGAAGAAAACCUACCGCCACUGCCUGAGGUGACUGAUGAAGAAAUAAGAGAACUUGAGGAUAAAAUCAAGGAAACGGAAAAAAUGAAAAAAGAAGAAGAAGGGAGUUUGAAAAAGAAAAUAAAAGAACUUGAAAAACAGAUAAAAGUUAGCAAGGCUAAUAUUAAUGAUUUGCAGAGCAAGCUGAAAGAGAAGGAUCAGGAAUGCAGGGCGACGAUGCUGAAAAUUAAAGAGCUUAGAAGAGCUGUGAGGCAGUGCAAACUAAGCCCUAUUAAUAGGUCUACAAAUACAGAGGUAGCGCCAAGGCCAAGCACGCUGAGAUCUUAUGAAUCGAAAAUUGAGAUAAAAAGACCAGUAGCUGUUGAAAGAUAUGGGAGAGAAAUAAAUCAGUAUAAAAGUGUAAAAUCAAACAGAAAAUCAAGUAGUCAAGAUCGAGACAAUUUAAAAGUGACCCCAUUUUCUGAAGAGAAUUCAGAUGGGAUGAUGCCUAUGAAGCCUUCAUCUUUUGGGGAUAUGGGGAGCUCAUUUCUCACUCAAGACCACCAAUAA
Blepharisma stoltei is the source of this 1605-nucleotide messenger RNA. NCBI's taxonomy places the organism in Eukaryota, Ciliophora, Heterotrichea, Heterotrichida, Blepharismidae. The record is from the annotation of a GenBank genome assembly.